Lolium rigidum is the source of this 944-nucleotide messenger RNA. RefSeq names its product homeobox protein Hox-B3. The transcript has a single exon. The record is from RefSeq and is a predicted model, not a curated record. NCBI's taxonomy places the organism in Eukaryota, Viridiplantae, Streptophyta, Magnoliopsida, Poales, Poaceae. Bases 102 to 608 code for a protein of 168 amino acids.
ACCGACCGGCCGUGACCUCGCGCGCGUUGCCUCGCCAGUCGCCACACGUAACCACGUCUCCAACCUUUUGAUCGCUUGCCUGCUUCCGCACACCUCCAACCAUGGAGAUCUCCGCCGCCACGGCCACCGCCGGCUCCUCACCGCCAGCCAAGCCGCUCCUCCUCCGCCCACACGCCUCCUCCACCCCCGCUACCUCAUCCACCACCACCACCACAACAGUCCGCCGCCGCGCCUCCCCCUCCGCCUCCGCCACCAUCCGCCGCCGCGCGCGCACCCGCCCCCGCACCCGCCGCUCCAAGACCCUCUCCGGCGGGGGCGACUCCUUCUCAGGCCACGACGGGGACGGCCCUUUCGGGCCCGGCAGCGGCGGGAACGGCGGCGGCGGUUGGAACUAUGGGUUCGGAUCCGGAUCUGGACAGGGCUGGGACUCGUCGGAGCCCGGCGUCCCCGCGAACCGGCGAUCCGCGGCGGAGGUCGCGCUGGGGGUGGUCUACGAGCUCAUGUGCCUCAUAGCCUUCUCCAACUGCACCCAGUUCGCCGUGCGCAGGCUCGCGGGGCUCCUUGCCGCCCGCGUCGCGGCGCUGCGCUUCGUUCCCACAGUCUGCUGAGCCGGUGGAUCCGAUCCGGCGGUUAGGUUUCUCCUGAUGUCGGCUCUCGUCCCUCUACCUGAAAUCAUGCUUGUGUAUAUAUGUGCGAACCUGUGAUUGUUGGGGCUGGGGGAUCUUUGUUCCUUGUGAUUGCUUCUGGCCAUCCGUGGAAACAAAACAACAAAUUCGUCGAAUUGAAAUGGAACAACAUACUAUCAACCAAGACCUUUUCUUUUCUUGGGCUAAUAUUGGUUGCGCAAUGCAAAUUAUAUUAGCAACUAGUUUGGUGUAAGCAACUGAUACUUGUGUAAUUUGUAAAUAUAAGUUUGCUGGAAUCUUCCUUCUGGACUCCAUAAA